Molecule: messenger RNA, 2815 nt
Organism: Paramecium pentaurelia
Lineage: Eukaryota; Ciliophora; Oligohymenophorea; Peniculida; Parameciidae
Source: the annotation of a GenBank genome assembly
AUGUAAGAUCUAAGGUGUACUAUUGCAGAUCAUAAUAAAAAAAAGUUUGUAUCAAUUACUCUUUAGAAGGAAGCUGAAAAAAGAUUAUUCUGUUUUCAGUGUUAAAGUGAUGCUAUUGGUGGAGAUUUUACAAAAUCAUAAUUAGUAAGCAAACUUAAACUAUGUGAUUUGGAUGAAGUUAUGGAAGGAAAUGCUUAUUCUGUAUAUAAUUGGCCAGCUGAUGACGAAGGUAUCAAGGUCAAAGACUUCUUAGUUGGAUAUAAGGUAAUUGUUGAAUGUAACUUUCUUUAGAGUAUUGAAUAAUAUAGAAAGGAUAUAGAAGAUUUCUUUCUUCAAAUGAAAUAAAAAUUGAAUGAAUAAGUGGAGAAUGUUAAACAACUUUUGGUGGAAGCACUAAAUGCAACUUAAUUCAUGAAAGAUGAAAAACUUAAAUAAGAAGAGCCAGAAAAGAAGGAUGCCAAAAAGGAUGAUAAGAAGGAAACAAAGAAAGAUGAUAAGAAAGAAACAAAGAAAGAUGAUAAGAAAGACACAAAAAAGGAUGAUAAAAAAGAUGAGAAAAAAGAUCUAAAGAAAGAAGGUAUUUAUAAUUCUUAUAUUAAAUAGAUGAGAAAAUAGAUUUAACACCAACCAUUGAAAAUUUAAAGAAACAUUAUGAUACUAUUUAUGAUCUUACAAAAAUCAAAACUAUUAUUAAAGAAAAUGUUAAGAGUGAUCCAAAUCUCUUGAGUGCAAAAAUCAAUGAUUAUUUAAAUGAUCAAAAAAGAUCUGAAUAAAUUAUUAAUAUGAGAAAAGUCUUUUAAGGUGUCAUGUCUGGAAAAGUUGGAAUUAAUUAAAUUACAUUACAUAAAUAGGUAUUUGAAAGUUAUUGGGAAUAAAUUUAGAAUAGUAUUUAAUAAUGGCCUGUAAUCAAUUUUUAUUAAAUAUUAGUAUAAAUUUGGGAAACCUCAAUGGAAAUUAACACCUUCUAAAGCAGAUGAAUCUAAACUAAUUAAAUAAUUGGCAGAUGAUUUUAAAGAAUGUGCUGGAGCUGGAUUAUAAUCUUAGAUUAUUUAUUCUGAUAUAAGUUUUAGUGAAGGUUAACAUGGUUGCAUAGUAUUAUUUAAAGAAUUUGAUUAAAAGAGAGCUGGAGCAAAUGGUAAUUUUUAUGUAGGAGUUGUACCAGAAGAUUCUAAAGAUAAAUCUCCAUAUGGACAUGGUUAUAGAAAAGAUUUAUUUAGUCAAAAUGGGGAAGGAUUGAAUGUAAGAAUAGGAACUGAUUUCAAUAAUGUUUUUAAAGUAAUUCUAAUUAAAUAAAUAUUUAGAUGCCUCCAAAAUUAUUAGCUGUUAAAUUGGAUAUUGAUAACAAUUACUUUGAAAUUUGUGAUGGCAAACGUACAGUAGUUUAUGGAUUGGAAAAGGAUAGCAAAUUGAAAGAUCAAAAGUGGAGAAUCUAUUUUUGGUGGAAUAUAGCAGCUGAUAGAAUCUAAUUAAUUCACAGUUAUUGAGCCAAGUUUAUUUUUAUUAACAAAAUAAAUAUAGUUUUAAAUUUAAUCAAACCAUCCAAACCAACAUAAAAUAUGUCUAAGUAAUUUAAAUAAGUAAUUACACUAACUCUAUUCUUAGAAUCCAUAAAAUUCAUUCAAUAAACUAUUCAAUGUAUAAAUUUCUGUAACUUCCAGAUUAAAGAUUUAUGAUGUGUCUAGAACAUCUAAACCCCUCCAAAAUUUAUCCAAUAUUCCAAUUCGUACUUAAGAGGAUUAAAUCAAGAAAACUUAAACAAAAUCACCUUUAAGAUAGAAUUUUCAAAAGAACCCUCUUGAAAAUAAAUCAUCUAUAUAAAAUUUAGAUGAGAAGUCUAUUAAUAAGGGGAAAUCUCCAUUAUCAAGAAAUAUUAAGACUUCAGAAUAAUAAUAAUAGUUAUAAUCUGAUAAACAAUCGACACAAUAAAAAUAAACAAUUCAAUUCAAAAAUAAUGAACAAGAUUAACUCAAUACAAAUUAAUAAAAUGUUUUAAAAUCAUAAUAAAAUAUAAAACAAUAAGAUGUUCUUAUUUAAUAAAAAUAAUAAAUUAACCUUUAAAAAUAAUCUGUUUAACAAAAAUCAUAGAAUAAUUAAUAAUAAUUAACUAGACCAAAAACAACAACAAAAUCUUAAUUAUAAUUGAAGUAAAUAAUCUAAUAAGAUUAAUAAAUAAAUUCUACUUAAUAAGAUUAAUUAUUAAAAAUGACUCAUAAAACAAAAUCAUAGAUGAAUUUAAAUUAAAAAUAAGAAUAACCAAUCAAGAAUAGAUAGUAAUAGAUUUUUUAAAGAAAAUAGAGUAUUGAGGAUAAACUUUUAUAAUGUCCAGAGGGAUGUGGAAGAUCAUUUAAUGAAAAUGCUUUAGAAAAACAUUCAAAGGUAUGAGUAAAGAUACAAAAUAAUAUAGAUUUGCAAGAAGGUGUUUCAGUAGAAGAGAAAAGUGUUCAAUUCGUAGAUGUAAAGAAUGAUAGAAGUUGAGAAUGGUGGAUAAGAUAGAGGUUGCCAAAUGAAGAAGCAAGUGCAUAUAUAGGCAAAUAAAUUAGGAUAGAAGUAAUAAUAGUUAGUAAAAAAUGAAAAACCUAAAUGGUAAGCAUAAAGUGAAGCAUUCAGAGCAAUAAUAAGAUAGGCUAAGGGUUAGUAAUUGACAUAAGAAGAGUAGGUUUAAUUGAAUAGUGCUAUGGAGAGUGUUUAGGAUUUGGUGUAAUGCAAGUUUUGCAACAGAAAGUUUAAUUCAGAGGUUGCUAAGAAACAUAUAGUUUUUUGUGAGACAAAAACAAAAUAGUGUGGAAAGAGUGGAAUGUAAAAGAAAAAGAAAUGA